CUUCUCCGAUAGAAAUCCCGCUUCAGGCGAUGUCGGUGGCGACGCUGGCGGGCUAAAGAAAUGCGUAGAAACACCGCAUCGGGUUAACGGACGUCUCGCGCCAAACUGCGCACGGGCAAGCCUUCAAAUCAAAGGCACUCCUUAUUAACUAUAAAGUAAUUUGUGACGAAAACGAACACGUGUCAGUUUCGCACUUUCACGAUGUUGGAAUAAUAACGUGUUGAACUACUUAAAACAUUGUUAGAAUCCAGGUUGUGCCUUUAGAUUUUGAGAAAAGUAAAAACUAAGGAAUACUUUUUGACGUAUGUCAUUGAAGUCUCAAAUCCGGCCUGGUCUGUUUGGCAAGCGUUUCCGGAAGUCUCGCGAUGUUGCGCCUCGGUUUAGAAAUUCUGUCAUAGAGAGUUUAAGCUAGUUGGCCGACUAGCAUGUUAGUAAAGAAAGUACUUCGCUGCAAAUGUUUCAAAAAGAUAUUGGCCUAUAUAGUCCUGUGGCAUUUAACGAACACUAAGGGUUUAUUUUUAAGUGUCGGACAGGAAACGGACGGCUGGUAACGUUACAAUACAGGACUAUGACCCAACACACCUCCAGGCUGUGACCAAGAAGGAGAGUGAUGGAGUGCUGCAUCAGAUGACCUGGCCUCCACAAUCCCCCGACCUCAACCCAAUUGAGAUGGUUUGGGAUGAGUUGGACCGCAGAGUGAAGGAAUAGCAGCCAACAAGUGCUCAGCAUAUGUAGGAAUUCCUUCAAGACUGUUGGAAAAGCAUUCCAGGUGUCCUGCUGCAAUGUCAAGGCGGAGCAGAAACAGCCGGGCAUGGCGUUACGUGUGGAGUGGACUACGGCGAGAUGCUGAUUCCCGGGCGCUGGUACUGUCCUCAGAAAGUGAAGAGUGGGGCUACGAACGCUUACAGUACAGUGACUCAGACUCUGAGCCAGACUACCGUCCCGUGGUGCCACCGGUCCCCAGUGCCGUGCCCGUUACCGGAGAGUCGUACUGCACCUGCGACUCCCAGGCCGAGCCCAGCUACAACCCACAUCUCCGGGGCUUCCACCGCAUCAAAGACUGCCACUGUGGAGAGGAAGACCAGGACUUUGACUGGGUGUGGGACGAUAGUAACCGCUCCACGGCCACGUUGAUGACCUGCGACAACCGCAAAGUCAACUUCCACACGGAGUACAGCUGCGGCACAGCAGCCAUAAGAGGCUCUAAGGAGCUGGCAGAUGGACAGCACUUCUGGGAGAUCAAGAUGACAUCACCAGUGUACGGGACAGAUAUGAUGGUAGGCAUCGGAACCUGUGACGUGAACCUGGAUAAGUACAGACAUACCUUCUGCAGCCUGUUGGGGAAAGAUGACGACAGCUGGGGUCUCUCCUACACUGGUCUGUUACAUCAUAAAGGAGACAAGGUGAACUUCUCCUCACGUUUCGGCCAGGGCUCAAUCAUCGGAGUGCACCUGGACACAUGGCAUGGAACACUCACCUUCUUUAAGAACCGCAAGUGCAUAGGGGUGGCGGCUACGGAGCUACAGAACAAGCAUUUCUACCCCAUGACGUGUUCCACAGCAGCCAAGAGCAGCAUGAAGGUGAUCCGCUCCUGCUUCGCGCCCACUUCCCUGCAGUAUCUGUGCUGUGCUCGCCUCCGCAAGCUCCUCCCUGAGUGCCCAGACACCCUGAGCGUACUGCCGCUGCCCCCUGGCCUGCGCCACCUGCUGCACAAUAAGCUGGGCUGGGUCCUCCGCCUCAACAACGGCCUCCUGGGGGCUCCAGGGAUGGGGGGCUUGGGGUCUCACUUGCCCCCUACGCCCCCCUUGGCUGGGGCCUUGUCCUCUGAAAGCGAUGACUCUGAGGGGUGUUCGUCGGACCCUGAGGCAUGUCAGAGGAAGAGAUGUCGUUGGACGUGACGGGAAUCCAAUGUGACCCCCAAUGUAAACACAUGGGGUGUUUCCUAAAUAACACCCUAUUCCCUAUAAAUAGUGCACCACUGGUCAAAGACCCAUAGAACUCUGGUCAAUAGGGUGCCAUUUGGAUGCAGCCAUGAACUGGACUGGAUCCCUGCCCCCUCCCUGAGACACACUCACGUUAUAACCCCUUACACACACACACACACAUAUGUUACCGUUAAUGGUGAUCCCAGGACCUAGGGACAGUGUUGUGGGAACAUUUAAACAAGAUCAAACGAAUGUGGCACUAAGACCUAUGGCCAAACUUCAGUGUACAUUAACAGUAUAUGCAACAACAAUGAUGACAUGAAAUCAAUGAAAAGAGACCAAGUGCAGCAUUAUGUGGAUUGUCACCAUGCUUUCUCCUUGUACAUAAAAUGCUGGUUGGAUUGCUAUAAGAGUGGCCCGUAGUAUAAGGCCCUAUUUUAAGUUUCUGUUUUAGCUGACCGAAGUUGAGUCCAGAGAGUAGUCGCAAUUUGUUGCGCUUUCACAUCUCCAUGACAACAUUUAUUUGUUACCUUUUUCCUCCCUCUUUGUUGUGUCUUUGUCUGGUCCUGGCACGAAAAUCCAAACAAUCCAUGUUACAUUAUUAAUGCAAGGUGUAAAUAAGACAAGACUCGCACUCACAAUUUGACAUUUUCUAAAUAGGAGAAAAGGACUGCUUUGAAGGUAGUCCUGGUCAGAUUUAUUACAUGUAAAACAUGACCUUCAACAACUAUCCUAUCUAGAAGACCGUCCCUAGAUCAAUGUUGAUGGAGUCUGUCUGACCAAUGGUUAAAAUGAUGCAAUUUGGCGAGAGCUUGCGUUUGUAUGUCAUUAGCUGUUCUCUAAUGAAAUCAUAACUUCAUUAGGCUGGCAUUAACACUGGAAUUUAAUCAAAGUUUUGGAAAAUCUAUGGGAAAAUGUCUGUUCUUGCUCUGCAAGAAUACACAGAUCAAGUAAUCCGUUAUUUUGUUGUUAAUCAGCACAUUUGUUUCGGAGCAGGAACAAUCUUUAUUAUUUUGUUUAGAUAUUUGAUUUUGUUGUCACAUGCAUUUGGUUGGAACCCCUGUGCGUCCAAUGGUUGGGUUGCAGACAUUGUACUGAAUAAAGAAGAAAAGGGGUGUCCACAUAUUAUAACAUCUAAAUAUAUCUGUGUGUUUUAUUAUUUUUCAGUGUACAAUGUUGUUUAUUUUAUGCAUCAAAGCACUUGUGUAUAUACAGUGCAUUCGCAAAGUAUUCAGACCCCUUGACUUUUCCCACAUUUUAUUUCCUAGACUUGGCCGGACGAGUCUUGGUGUUUCCAAACGUCUUACAUUUAAGAAUGAUGGCGGCCACUGUGUUCUUUAAUGCUGCAGACAUUUUUUGGUACUCUUCCCCAGGUCUGUGCCUCGACACAAUCCUGUCUCGGAACUCUACGGAAAAUUCCUUCGACCUCAUGGCUUGGUUUUUGAUAUGCAUUGUCAACUGUGGGACCUUUAAAUAUACAGGUGUGUGACUUCCAAAUCAUGUCCAAUCAAUUGGAUUUACCAAUUUUCGGGGCUCCCGAGUGGCGCAGCGGUCUAAGGCACUGCAUCGCAGUGAUAGUGGCGUCACUACAGACGCCCUGGUUCGAAUCCAGGCUUUAUCACAAUCGGCUGUGAUUGGGAGUCCCAUAGGACGACGCACAAUUUGCCAGCGUUGUCUGGGUUUGGCCGGUGUAGGCCGUCAUAAGAAUUUGUUCUUAACUGACUUGCCUAGUUAAAUAACAUUUAAAAAUUACCACAGGUGGACUCCAAUCAAGUUGUAGAAACAUCUCAAAGAUGAUCAAUUGAAACAGGAUGCACCUGAGCUCAAUUUUUAAGUCUCAUAGCAAAGGGUCUGAAUACUUAUGUAAAUAAGGCAUAACUUUUUUUCACAUUGUCAUUAUGGGGUAUUGUGUUUUUUAAAUCCAUUAUAGAAUAAGGCUGUCAUGGUGGAAAAAGUGAAGGGGUCUAAAUACUUUCUGAAUUCACUGUAUAAACGGGAUAUAUAAAUGGAUCUUCUAUGUAAUGUUCAUAUUGUAUAGGCCUUUAUUCUUCUCUUUCUCUCUGUCUUUCUCUACAAUAAUCUAUAUCUAAAGCAUGGCCUUUAACUGAAAACUAAGAUGAAUAGGUGAAAUAUGCACAAAAAUGUUUUUCUUAUUCUAAAAAAUAGAGGCUCAUGGUGCUUUUUGCUUUUUUUUUUCCCUGGUUCAAGCAAAUGUUUAAUCUUUAAUAAUCUGUAAACUUUACAUUCAGUAUUCUCUUCUCUGUUAAGAUUUAUAUUGUUAUGGCAACCUUUGUUUGCACACCAAUGUUCCUCCAGGAAAUAACGAUUAAGUAAGCAAUGUUUGUGCAUGUCUGUUGGUCUAAAGAACCUACAAUGGCACAAAAUGCAUCAACAUCAAAUAAAAUACAAAUGAAAACCUUC
Molecule: messenger RNA, 4346 nt
Organism: Oncorhynchus nerka (sockeye salmon)
Lineage: Eukaryota; Metazoa; Chordata; Actinopteri; Salmoniformes; Salmonidae
Product: SPRY domain-containing SOCS box protein 3-like
Exons: 8
Coding region: 783-1898 (371 amino acids)
Biological process (GO): proteasome-mediated ubiquitin-dependent protein catabolic process
Cellular component (GO): SCF ubiquitin ligase complex
Molecular function (GO): protein binding
Source: RefSeq, a predicted model, not a curated record